This is a messenger RNA of Serendipita indica DSM 11827, 747 nucleotides long. NCBI's taxonomy places the organism in Eukaryota, Fungi, Basidiomycota, Agaricomycetes, Sebacinales, Serendipitaceae. The record is from the annotation of a GenBank genome assembly.
AUGAAGCUCACGCCAGAACUCAUCGCACAGGCGACUUCAUCGCUUAAUCCGCUCAAGGAGCGCCAACUCGACCUCCGUGGGCUGCAGAUUCCGGCCAUCGAAAACUUGGGAGCGACGCGGGACCAGCACGACUCGAUCGACUUUACCGACAAUUCCAUCUCUGUUCUCGGAAAUCUGCCGCUAGUACGAAGAUUACGCACGUUACAUCUUGGGAAUAACCGUGUAAUGUCCAUCUCGCCAAACCUCCACCUCUCCUGCCCGGGCCUCAACACCUUGGUCUUGACCAACAACAAUAUCGGCCAACUGGGAGACUUGGAGCCACUAAGGGAACUAAGGUACCUCCAGUACCUCUCUUUAAUUGGCAAUCCGGUUCGGGAGCAGCGCUACUACCGCGAAUGGUUGAUUUUCCGAUGUAAAUCACUCCGAGUACUCGAUUUCCAACGAAUACGAGACAAGGAACGAAAGCAGGCGGAAGCCCUUUUCCUCACUGCAGAUGGGCUAGAGACAGCACUCGCGACUCAACUCGCCGCUACGGUGACUACAAACGCUGCAAAGGCUGCUGUAGCAGCCACGCUCGAUGAGCCACGCGUAGGAGGUGCAUCUGGUGUCUCCACAGGGAAAGCAGGACGCUUGAUGACCGCGGAAGAAAAGGCGCGUAUCAAGGCUGCCAUUGCAAAAGCUGCGAGUGCAGAAGAGAUUAAGCAACUGGAGAGGAGUCUACGAGAAGGAUGGGUCCCUGACGGAUAG